Molecule: messenger RNA, 387 nt
Organism: Bipolaris maydis ATCC 48331
Lineage: Eukaryota; Fungi; Ascomycota; Dothideomycetes; Pleosporales; Pleosporaceae
Source: RefSeq, a predicted model, not a curated record
AUGCUCAAUGUCAGACUAUCCGCCGCGCCGGCACCAAUGGCAGCCUCUCGCAGCCACGUCCACGACGACCCCGUCUUACGUGCGCCCCGUUUGGCACGCAUGCCUGCUCAGCAUAACAACGCUAAUCAACCUGGAAUCCUCAUCGCAAUGCACCACACGCCUUAUCCCGCCUCAUGCAAGCCGUGCACUGGCGGUGCGCUAGAUCUUCAAUGCCCAUUGAAAUUUCCAUUAGGGGCCCAGCUAAAUUGCCUUUCUCCUCCAUGGCCAUCCAUGGCCCAUGACGUUGUCCGAAUCGCCUGUGCUCAUCCAUUCUGCGACACGCGCGCCUCUGCUGCCAGGUCGAGCAACCGUGUCGAGUGUGCAGUCGCAGCGGACAACGUUGGAUAG